Messenger RNA from Parus major (Great Tit), 6089 nucleotides. Its product is annotated as probable G-protein coupled receptor 83. Lineage: Eukaryota; Metazoa; Chordata; Aves; Passeriformes; Paridae. Gene Ontology annotation, molecular function: neuropeptide Y receptor activity. The record is from RefSeq and is a predicted model, not a curated record. Gene Ontology annotation, cellular component: membrane. Bases 1883 to 3184 code for a protein of 433 amino acids. The transcript is spliced from 4 exons. Gene Ontology annotation, biological process: neuropeptide signaling pathway.
AUGCUUUUACAUGCUGUACAAUGAGCGUGACUGCUGAAUUCUCUCACUUCUCUCUGUCAGGAAGGAAAAAGUCCCUGAAGUACAGGAAAGAUUCCAUGAACCCACUGAGCCCAGGAACUUGUUCCCAGCAGCCCCCUUGGCCUCCAUGAGCAGAGGUGAUGAACCAUGGCAACGACCUGUGAAAAUGCUUGAAAUAUGGUGUUUUAACCUUCCCAAGGAUCUGAAUUUUUAUAGUAUAGCUCUGAUUUCUCUGGCCCUCAUCAGCAUUGAUCUGUUGAUGAGAUUAUGUUAGAUCAUAUUAGAUCUGUUCAGAAGGUGGAUAUGAAUCUCAACUGACGUUUCAGCAAUCUGACAUUUCCUUUCAAAAGAGCACUAACAAGGAAAAUGCUAAAUAAUCUCACAAAAAAGAAAAUUUCCAAAAAAUUUGUGUCUCAAAUAGUGUCAACAUGUGAAAGCCAAAAAUCUUCUACAGAAACAAAGGGUGGCACAGCUCACCUGGAUGAGUUGGCAAAAGUACAUUUCUGCCUUGCUUUGUCUUUCUGACUGAGGGGAACCAGCACCAACACAUUAUGAAUCCCAAAACCUGCUUUGAGCAGCUCGUAAUGUUUACAAGCGAAUAAUAACUGCAGCAAACCAGCAUGUGAUUGCUGAAGUGCUUGUACCUGCAAUAGAAUAAAUCUGUUCUGCAGGAAUAUGGGAUGAGAGUCACCCACCUCUGGCACCCAGGACAUCUCACUGCUGUUGGCUUCCUGCAUGCCAGUGCUGGUCUGCCCCCUCACCCUCCUGGUGCACUGCAGGGAAAUGGCAGGGAACAGGGCAAAGGAGCCCAGGGAUGGAGCCCUGUGUGCUCCUGCAGCCUUUGCCAGGCUGCUGCAGAGAUGCCAGCAGAUGCCUGAACACCCCAGGGCUGAGUGCACACCCCAGCCCAGCCAGGAUGUGGAGUACAGCUGGCCAUCCUGGGUGCCCCCUGUGCAUGCUGGGCUGCUGCUCUCAUUGUCAGAUUGCAUUUCACUCUUCACUCUAUCCUCUGCACCACAUGUGAGCAGGAAGAGGCUGGGACCAAGAACAAGGCCCUCACAAGUUCUCUGCUAAAACUCUGGGAUGAAGAGAACGAGAGAUGCCACAAAGCAGGGAAGAUGUUUCACCCCCAUGCAGCUGCUGUGCUGGGUGUCCAGAGAAGAGCAGAGCAGACAGAGGAGAUCAUAGCACAUCACCCUUCAUCUGUGUUUUGCUGCUCUCUGGAUCUGCGCGUCAGGCUGUGCUGUUGCCGACGUGUGGGUUGUGAUACACCUCAGGAAAAACUGGGAAGAGAUCUGCCAUUGGCUCCUUCCUGUGCAGUGUGUCAUCUGGCAGCUGUGUAUAUCACAGGGAACACAGGGACCACUCUGCUGCUGAGAAAAGCUGCUUCACUGAGUAGCCAGAGAUACUUGGAGGGGGAAAAGCAAAGUGAAAGGCAGCCCUUGCUUUUUUGUUUCUGCCAAGCUCCGAAAACUCUUGGGAAACAGAAACCUGAUGGAUUAAGGACUGUGUGGAGAACCAGUAAAGCAGAUUGCCAAGGAUAAGUUGCAGAUCUAAGAAGAACAGUGCCCAAAAAGGAAAUAUUCACUAAGAUUUCUUCCUUGGUGCAGAGAGAAAGUAUUUGGGGAUCUCUGAUAUUUCAGCCUCUGAAUCAGCUUCUCUGUGGGGGACAUAUGGGACUUAACAAGGACAGCCGACAGGGAUCCUCUGAGGUGAAGCUGACGUGUCCCCAGCACUGGCAGAAGGACCCAUUUAUCAACUCUUUUCUCUAGUUUGCAGCCAUGGGGCAGAUUUUUAAAAUGCAAGUGUGUGUGUUCCCUCCUGCAACCACUGACUUUAGCAACUGAGCUGGGUGAAGGCGCUGAUGAGCGUGUGGCUGGACCAGGGCUCCGCUGCCCCAGCCAUGAGACAGCACACCUGGUUCCCCCUGCAGUACAUGCCCAAGCCCUUCUGGAGAGCGGAGAACCACAACGCGACCAACUUCUUCUCUGCACUGUACGGCUUCCCUAACCAGUCCUUCUUCCACAGUGACUUGAACCUGGAGGACCUGGGGGACUUUGAUAGCGGAGCCAAGUAUGAGGGCGAGUCCCAGAGCCGGACAGUGAAGGCGCUGCUGAUUGUCGCCUACUCUGUGAUCAUCUGCAUCUCUCUCUUCGGCAACAUCCUGGUGUGCCACGUGGUCAUCAAGAACAAGAGGAUGCACUCUGCCACCAACCUCUUCAUCGUAAAUCUGGCCAUUGCUGACGUGAUGAUCACCACCCUGAACACCCCCUUCACACUGGUGAGGUUUGUGAGCAGCACCUGGGUUUUUGGAAAGCUGAUGUGUCACAUCAGCCGGUUUGUUCAGUACUGCUCUGUCCACGUGUCUGUGCUGACCCUUGCUGCCAUUGCACUGGACCGGCACCAGGUGAUCAUGCACCCUCUCAAGCCACGCAUGUCCAUGGUGAAAGGAGGGAUUUGCAUCAUCAUCAUCUGGGUUAUGGCCAGCUGCUUCUCGCUGCCUCACGCCAUUUAUCAGACUCUGACAAGGUUUUAUAUUGGAAACAGAACCAUCCGAAUGGUGUGCCUCCCCAGCUUCCCUCCUCCUGCUGAUCUUUUCUGGAAGUAUUUGGACCUGACUACAUUUGUUCUCUUGUAUGUUCUGCCCUUGCUUGUGAUCUCCAUCACAUACACCAUAGUGGCCAAAAAGCUCUGGCUGAGGAACGCCAUUGGGGACCUCACCAUGGAGCAAUACUAUGCCCAUCAGCGGAAGAAGAAGAUGACGCUGAAGAUGCUGAUGGUGGUGGUGGUUGUGUUUGCCGUCUGCUGGUUUCCCCUGAACUGCUACGUGGUGCUGAUCUCCUGCAGGGCCAUCCACAGCAGCAACGCUCUGUACUUCGCUUUUCACUGGUUUGCCAUGAGCAGCACCUGCUACAACCCCUUCAUCUACUGCUGGCUGAACGAGAGCUUCCGCACGGAGCUGCGCUCCCUGCUGUGCGUGUGCCAGCGCAGGAGCACAGCUCAGGGCCACGCUCUGCAGCCCAUCUCCCCACUGUUCCGGCAUGCCAAGGCUGAGAACUGCCCGUGCAAAAGAAGCAGCACGUGCCAGAAGGCACAGACACCCUCCCAGAGGAACUCUGCAAGGACAGACAUAUCCAGCGUGCAGCCAAUUGUGGCAGAAAGCUGAAGUCUUCCUCUGACAGAUGGGAAGCAUCACAUAGGGAUUGCAAAAUCAUGGGGAAAACGGGUUUGGAAAAGCCUCUGGAGACCAUCAAGUCAACCUUGUGCCCACAGCAUGAAAACUUCUGCCUUUGACUGGGUCAUUCAGGACCUUGUUCUCUCAGGUAUCAAAAUUCUCUAUGGAUGAAUUGCCCACUUGUGGGCUCCAGAAUGAGGGGUUUUAAGUGAUUUUUUUCAUUGGAACAGUCAGCAAAAAUGAAAAGAAUUAUUUAACAGCACAUGAAGCCUUUCAUCUUCUAAGCACACAUGGGGAAGCUACACUGGUUAUACACACACCAGCUGCCCACUGUGGCUUGAUGUAAAGCUGUUAGGGCUUUAACUUUGUGAAUUGAGAUUUCUUUGGCAUAAAAUCUAAAUUAUUUUCACUUUCGAUAUUAUUAUUUUUUACCAGUCCUCAAGAACUGUGUUCUUUGUGGCUUCCCUGCCAGCCUGGCAGUCCUUCCCCACUGGGGUCAGCCUGUCUCCCUGUCCUGUAGUUGUCAUGUGGGCAGCAGCAACCUUUCAACAACUAUGGAACUGGGAGUUCUGCCUUUGUCUGAGAUGGAACCAGCAUUGUGUUGGUUCCAUCACAGUGGAACAAACCAGUCCUGCAGGUUUUCAACCCAAAAGGCAGGAGAUGGAAGAAGUUUAACCUGUAACAUGUAAAGAGUCAUGUAUUCCCUGCUCAGUUAAACUGAACACCUGACAAUGUGCCACAGUGUUCUCCUCAAGCACAGGUCCUUGUGUUCCAGCUACAUCGCUGGUGGCAGGGUGCACCAGCAGCGCUGCUCCUGGUCCAAACGGUGCCUCUGGAACUCAAGAGAUAGCUGGACUCCUGGGAUGUGUGUGCCUGGCAGCUGGCACCAGCAGCUGCUGCUCUGGGGGCUCACAGCAGAGGCAGCCACCACAUUUCAGACCUGGGUUUGUGUCACUAGUGACAGAUACCCAGUGCGAGCACAUGGCCAACUUCAGCCUAUGGCUAUGAAAAUCCACCAAAGUUGUGUUUUCCUCUUUCUCAGAAAGGAUAACCAGUUUCUUUAUGCCCAUUCUGAACCAGCUCAGCCUUUGUGAUGGUAAAGGGUUGAGCUUCAAAAGACAGUGAAAAGGAACUUAGCUUCAGUCUUCCUGUGCAAAAUACUCUAAAUUACACCUCUAUAGCUGAGCAAUUCCACCCAGACUGGCAGCCUGUCACAGCUGCAGACCUGUGUGAAAGGCUGCUUAAAUCUGGAAAUCAAGAUGCUUUGAUGAGUACAAAAAUAUGUGACCUGAGAAUGUACUUGUACUUCAAAAAGAAACUGUGAGGGGGAAGAAAGAGUAAGAGCAACACUAAUCUUGCUUUUUCCUAAGUUAUUGUGGGAAGAAGGAGGACAACAGCAUUUGGGACAUGGACAGGGGCAGGGGCCUGGCAUGGCUUGGGACACUGCAAAUCCCAGUGGCAUUGACAGUACCAAGGCUUCAGGUCUGUGCUCCCAUUUGAGGCACAGUGAUCUCUUUUUCUUCACAUCUGCAGGAAAUACUCUGCAGAGGAUAUGCUAUGGGGAGGAAAUGGAAUUAGAAACAUCUCUUCAGAGAGCAAAUACUCAAGGCUCAGGUAUCAGCUCUGACCAGGUGAGCCUUCAAUUUGGUUCCACUGGAGUGGAGUCCUCCCUGGAGCUGGCACCACAGAGGCAGUACCAAAACCUUUAAUUCUGUGUUACAAGUAAAUUACAGCAUAAACCAGACAUUACUCCUAAGCUGGCUGUUUUACUGUCCGGAAAACUGGGAAUCCAUGACACUGAAAAUGGCAUUUCCCUACUAUUACUGUCUGGAGGUUUCUAUAAACAAGAUGUCUCUUCUUAAAAAAACAAACCAAUCACAAAUGCAAACAAACAUUGUUACUGUAACUUAAUAAAACUUAUUCUCAUUCAAAUGCUCUUCUCUUUACGUUGAAAAAAUCAAUGAGAUUAAAUAACACCAUUUGCAUGUAUUUCCCAACUCACUCCCAGAGAACUGUCAAACUCCUUACUCUGGGCUAAAUGAAUCAGUCUGUUUUUGCCUCGCAUCCUUCAGCAUGCUGGCUCAGCAUCCCUCAGCCUUGUGUGAAUGGAUGGAUGGUGCAGACCAAGGUCAAACCCACAGGCUGCCCGUCUGACCAUGGCAGCAGGCAGACAUCCCUCACCUGGCAACCGCUCUCCAAGGGACAGUUUGCUCCCAGAUGAAAAGCUGACAUUGUUUCCUCACAGCACAUCCCAUGCUGAUCCUUGUGCAGCAGCGCUUUCCUCAGUAGGGGCCUGCAGUCUGGCAGUGUUGAGCUGCCUUAACAAACAUUGUUUCUUUGAGGUGAUUGUUUUUGUAAAAGUCUGGCAAACUUCCUCCUGAUUACACACAACCUCUCACUGGAUGCUCUUGCUUUAAUACGCUCUCUGUUAAAAUAUCUGUGUGGUUGUAAUUUAGUGAGAUUUGAUCCACCAAUGUUCUUUGGGGGCUAACAGUCAAAUAAAAUACUGGUUCAGUACCCUCUCUCUCCUCUGGGUUUUGUGUAACUUUGGAGUUAUGAAAAGGAGAUGAUAUUCCCUCUUACAAGAGGAUUAGCAAGAAAGCAUAGACUGCUUCAUGACCAAAGCUUUUGUCUCCAUGUGCUUUGACUUCUUUCAGCAUGAAAAGCCCUUUGCACAAAGAAGUGCUGUGGUUACCCAGGUGGAGAGUCAGCCAUGGAUAUGCCCUGACUGCAAAUGCUGUUUCAUUGUCAUGUGCUUCCCUGCAGCUUGUGCAGUCAAUGGCUGGUCCCAGCAGCACUGUUUGCCUGGCACCUUGGUGCAGGCAGGAGCAUGGGAUACUUAGAGGUCUCCUUGAAUUUAAUUGUUAUUCUCCAAUAAACACUUCCAUGAAGGAAA